Messenger RNA from Anthonomus grandis grandis, 2197 nucleotides. It is a transcript of the gene mAChR-A, whose product is annotated as muscarinic acetylcholine receptor DM1. The record is from RefSeq and is a predicted model, not a curated record. Lineage: Eukaryota; Metazoa; Arthropoda; Insecta; Coleoptera; Curculionidae. The transcript is spliced from 10 exons. Bases 262 to 2052 code for a protein of 596 amino acids. Gene Ontology annotation, biological process: adenylate cyclase-inhibiting G protein-coupled acetylcholine receptor signaling pathway; G protein-coupled receptor signaling pathway, coupled to cyclic nucleotide second messenger; chemical synaptic transmission. Gene Ontology annotation, cellular component: synapse; plasma membrane; dendrite. Gene Ontology annotation, molecular function: G protein-coupled serotonin receptor activity; G protein-coupled acetylcholine receptor activity.
CAGUGCCCGACUCAAUUCAUUACAUUAUCACCGGAAUAUUCUGGAGACACUAUGUGAACCAGGAGCCGGUGAUACGGUAACAGAAGAAGAUAUCAAGGCCCGGGCCUCUUUUUCACGAUCCCGGAUAGAUCUGGCAGCGUUUUAUGGUCCAGCCGAGCGGGGCUCAUGUUGCCCGGGAUUUUUCGGCGGUAAUGUCGGGGAGAGUAAAAGACGACAUGCAACGGCGGCGAUGUCAGGGCAGCGUGAAGUCCUCGUGACACCAUGAACAACACUUUGCCAGCGACGAACGUCUCCGUCAACUUUGCUCCCCACGAGGCUAUAUACACUAUCACUCAAGUCGUAUUAAUCGGCACUAUAGCUGCAAUAUUAUCACUACUUACGGUGGUAGGAAACAUAAUGGUGAUGAUAUCGUUCAAAAUCGACAAGCAACUUCAAACAAUAAGCAAUUAUUUUCUCUUCUCCCUUGCCGUCGCUGACUUCGCCAUUGGACUCAUUUCGAUGCCUCUUUUUACUAUAUCAACAUUGCUAGGUUACUGGCCUUUAGGCCCUUUAAUCUGUGACACGUGGCUGGCCCUGGAUUACUUAGCUAGCAACGCCUCAGUGCUCAACUUGCUUAUAAUAAGUUUUGAUCGAUAUUUUUCUGUCACGAGGCCCCUCACUUAUCGUGCCAAAAGGACCAAUAAAAAGGCUGCAUUUAUGAUAGGGAGUGCUUGGGGUAUAAGUUUGUUAUUAUGGCCUCCGUGGAUCUACAGCUGGCCCUACAUCGAAGGGCAGCGCACGGUGCCCGACAACGAGUGCUACAUUCAAUUCAUCGAAACUAAUCAUUACAUUACUUUUGGUACAGCAAUUGCAGCAUUUUACGUUCCAGUGUCAGUCAUGAUUUUUUUAUAUUGGCGGAUAUGGAGGGAAACGGAGAAGAGACAGAAAGACUUACCCAAUUUGCAGGGAGGGAAAAAAGACACAAGCAGAAGAAGUAAUUCUAGCGACGAGGCAACGAACGUCUGCUCGAACAUCGACAUGGACGAGCUAAGGGUACGACCACGGUCCGAGUCCUCUGCCGCUGAUACAGACUCGCAGUACAUGCAUGUGACUUCAUCUGGAGGAAUUUCAGCGCGUUUUAUCCAGGAGCGGGGCUUUCGAGGUAGCGUCCGCCAAUUACGUGCUUGGUGCAUUGCAUGGUGGCACUCGGGAAAGGACGAGAGUGACACAGAAGAAGAGAGUCCCAGCGAGCAGGGGCAUAGCUGUAUCACACCUUUAUCCAUGGAUACUACGCUACCAAGCUCCGUUUCUAGGUGUACUUCACUCAAUGUUAUUAGGGAUCCUUAUUCAACAAGAGACAGCAGCGGUGGUUUAGCCAACAUGACUCCCACACGAUUUACUCCUCGUGAUACGCGGAGUUUACCAAUGGCAAAUAGGCUGAUGACCGGAACUAAGUCUGGAUCAACAGAUAGCGUUUAUACGAUCGUUAUCAAACUGCCGGGUGGAACAAUGGAUUCAAAAGAAGGCGGGCAUCGAGGGUCUCUAGAGGCGCCCUCUAUUAAAAUGAUACCAGAAGACGCCGUGGAUGAGGACGCAUUUAGGAGUAAUUCGAAUUCGAUCUCGUACUCGAACCAUGUAAAUAGACGACCGUCUGCUAUGCCGGACGUUAGGAUACCACUUAAUGCUAAAGGAAUUCCAAAGCACUUAGCGGGCAAAGCACUGCUAGCAAACGCGACCAAAAACCACGGCAAAAAGAAAAAGAAAACCCAGGAAAAGAAGGCGGAUAAGAAAGCGGCGAAGACCCUCUCCGCCAUAUUGUUGACGUUCAUCAUCACGUGGACGCCGUACAACAUCCUGGUGCUGCUCAAACCGGUCACCUCGACCAGUGCCCGCAUCCCUCCUCAGCUGUGGGACUUUUUCUAUUACCUCUGCUACAUUAACUCUACGAUCAAUCCGAUGUGUUACGCAUUGUGUAACGCCAGUUUUCGCAGGACCUAUUUGAGGAUCUUGCAGUGCAAAUGGCAAAGUAGGAACCGAGCCGCGGCUGUUAACAGGGGAUUUUAUAACAACUAACGACUCACUGAUUUGGUAAUAACGAAAGUAUUAUGUAAAAUAUAGAAUACUGGAUCGAACAAUCGACUUUUUGAGAUAUCCGUUUUUUUUUGUAAAAUAAUUAAAUUAAAUAAUUUAGUCAGAAUUCAUGAAAUCAAGAAAACAA